Messenger RNA from Gadus chalcogrammus (walleye pollock), 1937 nucleotides. Its product is annotated as probable E3 ubiquitin-protein ligase DTX3. The record is from RefSeq and is a predicted model, not a curated record. Gene Ontology annotation, biological process: Notch signaling pathway; protein ubiquitination. Lineage: Eukaryota; Metazoa; Chordata; Actinopteri; Gadiformes; Gadidae. The transcript is spliced from 3 exons. Bases 328 to 933 code for a protein of 201 amino acids.
GCCCGCCUCCUGCCGCGAUGGUGGGUCAGCGAUAUGUCAGUGUUAUUACUUGUACUAGCGAUCCUCCUCCUAUCUAGGAUUUAACUGAUGUUUUCUUACUAAAAGUAUUUUUUGCAUGUUUUUAAAGUGAAUUGUAAUUGUCUCGUUGUCAACAAAUAGUUACUCAGCGAUAUCAAACUCGUGCCUCGAAGCUGUAGGAAUCCACCCCAUUGGUCAAGAUUUGAGGUGGAACCCAGCCCUUUCUAAACUAAAAUAACACUAACAGCAGCCACACAACAACUUCACAACUGGUGGAAGCGGUGGCACUACCGGGCCCAACCCGAGAAGAUGGGAACUACAAACGGUCAUUCUUCCACCAUGACCAAAGAUGCCCGCCAUGACAACUGCCCAAUAUGUCUCGAUACAAUUGGAGACAAGAAAACUUUAAAAUGUCGACAUUAUUUUUGCACUGAAUGUAUCGACUCGGUGUUCAGGUAUAAACCCGCCUGCCCAAUAUGCAAUACUUUCUAUGGUAUUCAUCAUGGAACACAACCGCAAGGCACCAUGACGGUGACGCGGGGCUGGCAAUGUUUACCUGGCUUUGACAACUGCGGAAGUAUCGCUAUUGAAUACAGAUUUCCAGCAGGCAUUCAGGGGCCUGAGCAUCCAAACCCUGGAGCCAGGUAUGGCAGCACAUCUCGAACGGCGUUCCUGCCUGACUGUGAGGAGGGCCAGAAGGUCCUCCGGCUGCUACAAGUAGCCUUCGACCGGAGGCUCGUCUUCACCAUCGGACAGUCUGCCACCACCGGCCUCGACAACGUCAUCACCUGGAACGACGUCCACCACAAGACCAGCAUGGGAGGGGGUCCCCAGAGAUUUGGCUAUCCAGACCCGGAGUACCUGUCCAGGGUUCAGCUGGAGCUCCAGCUUAAAGGGGUGACGGAAGAUGACUAAGACCCACCGCAUCCCUGCAUUCAGGACCGUUCGUAGAAUAUAAUAUACUGUAUUAUCUAUCUAUCCAUCUAUCUAUCUAUCUAUCUAUCUAUCUAUCUAUCUAUCUAUCUAUCUAUCUAUCUAUCUAUCUAUCUAUCUAUCUAUCUAUCUAUCUAUCUAUCUAUCUAUCUAUCUAUCUAUCUAUCUACAUAAUCAGUGUUGAACAAAAUGUACAAACAAAUAUAAUGUUCCGUUUAUAUUGAAAACGUGAUACCAUUGGCUCUCUUUUAUCGUUACUAGAUAGGGUAAAUGUUAUUUUAGCUGCACAUUUAAACCCUGGCAUUUUUUUUAUUUGACCACAAGAGGUCGCUGUACUCUUAAAUACUGACCGUUACAGCGGCGGCUAAAUAUGAAGCAACGCCAUCGCCUCUGUCUCACGAUCCCCUCCCCAUCGCUCAUAUCCCAAAGUCGGUAAGAGGAGCAGAGCAUCAGCUACAGACGAUGAGUCAUGUUUUAGGGUUCUCAGGGCAACUUUAGCCGCAGCAGCUACAUCGGAGCUGACACGGUUAACACAGCCUUCGUUCAUUUCAAUUUAAUUAUUUUGUGCAAUAUUGUAUAUAAAACAUUUAUAUGUGAGCUCAACAGAUGUUAUAAAGAUCUCGACCAUACGUAAAAUGUAUACUCAAACAUAGUAUGCAAUUGUUAAGUUUCCUUUAAUAAGUAGCACACUGAUAAAUUAAACACCUGAUACAUAGAUAUGCUUUGUUGAAGUAUUUUCGAUCUCUUAUUUCUCCUAGAACUUUCUCUCUCACUAACCAGCCCUCAGAGACUGCAGCACUCCAUUUCAGUUCUAUCCAGGCUAUAUGUUUGUGUGUUUCUUUUUUCUUGUUAUCAUUAAUGUUAUAAAGUGAGUGUAUAUUGACCAGAGUGGAUUAACGUGUGUGUGUGUGUGUGUGUGUGUGUGUGUGUGUGUGUGUGUGUGUGUGUGUGUGUGUGUGUGUGUGUGUGCGUGUGCGUGUGUGUGU